Molecule: messenger RNA, 2937 nt
Organism: Balaenoptera ricei (Rice's whale)
Lineage: Eukaryota; Metazoa; Chordata; Mammalia; Artiodactyla; Balaenopteridae
Gene: BCL2L13
Product: BCL2 like 13
Exons: 7
Coding region: 222-1559 (445 amino acids)
Biological process (GO): regulation of apoptotic process; apoptotic process
Cellular component (GO): mitochondrion
Source: RefSeq, a predicted model, not a curated record
GCUGACGGAAGCACGCCGGGUGACCUCACCCGCCAACAUGGCGGCGGCGGUAGAUUAGGACCGCGGGUCGGAGCUGCCGCUGCCACUGCCACCGCCACCGCCACCGUGGGAUCCUGUGCGGAGCAGCCGCUGCCGCGUUUUCACCUCUGCGGGGGCACGGGCCUGGGCCAGGUUUUGCACAUCUGUAAGUAGACCUUUCCGGAGCUCAGCCAGCCGACUCCAUGGCGUCCUCUACUACUGUGCCUCUAGGAUUUCACUAUGAAACAAAGUAUGUUGUCCUCAGCUACUUGGGACUACUCUCUCUGGAGAAGCUGCAGGAGCAACAUCUUUCCUCACCCCAAGGGGUUCAACAGGAUAUAGCUUCACAAUCUCUGGAUCAAGAAGUUUUAUUAAAAGUUAAAACUGAAAUUGAAGAAGAGCUAAAAUCCCUGGACAAAGAAAUUUCUGAAGCCUUCGCCAGCACAGGCUUUGACCGCCACACUUCGCCCGUGUUCAGCCCCGCAAACCCCGACAGCUCCGUAGAGGACUGCUUGGCUCACCUCGGGGAGAAGGCGUCGCAGGAGCUGAGGGCGCCUCUGCUCGGGGCCUUGCAGACGCUCCUCAGCCGGCCAUUGACAUAUCAGGCAUAUCGGGAAUGUACACUGGAGACCACAGUUCAUGCCAGCGGCUGGAAUAAGGUUUUGGUGCCUCUGAUUUUGCUACGGCAAAUGCUUUUGGAGUUGACAAGACGUGGUCAAGAACCUUUGAGUGCAUUGCUGGAGUUUGGUGUGACUUUCCUGGAGGACCAUGCCGCCGAGUACAUCAUUCAGCAAGGUGGCUGGGGCGCUGUCUUUACCCUGGAGCCGGAGGACGAGGAGCGCCCCGCCGGCGCCGCGGAGGACAGCAACGACAUCUACAUCCUGCCCAGUGGCGCCUCCACGCUCGCCAGCCCCCCAGAGUCUCCGACAACCGCGACGGCGUCCUGGCAGGCCGAGGGCUUCCCCGUGUCGCUGUCCAGCAGCCAGAGCUGGCGCACCGAGAGCCCACCGGUGUCCCUGGGUCCCGAGUCGUGGCAGCAGGUCACGGUGGACCCCGAAGAAGUCAAGAGCUUGGACAGCAACGGGGCUGGAGAGAAGAGUGAGAACAACUCCUCCAACUCCGACAUCGUGCACGUGGAGAAGGAGGAGAUUCCCGAGGGCGCGGAGGCGGCGGCCCCUGCCCUGAUGGCGGCCGGGGAGCCUGGCCCCGAGGGGUCAGCCGGCCAGACAGCCAGUCCCACGACAUCUCUGUUCGUGGAACUUGCUGAAGAAGAGGCGGGAGCGGCCGCGUCCGAAGCUGCUGAACUGGAGCAGGAGGGGGUCCCGCCGCUGGAGCCCCCGGUGGAGCCCCCAGCAGCCCCGCCGGGCGGAGAGCAGGCAGCCCGCGGGCGGGGGGGGCUGGGGGCAGGGCCCUCCCCGGGCGGCCCCGAGAAAGCUGGCCCCCCGCCCGAGGGCAAGUCCCUCCUGCUCUUCGGAGGGGCAGCCGCCGUUGCCAUCCUGGCGGUGGCAGUUGGGCUGGCACUGGCUCUGAGAAGGAAGUAGAUUUUUCGGAGAGAGAAGACAAAAAGGUGUAAGGUUUUAGUUGUGUCGACCGGACUGGAGCUGCCAGGAGCUGGCUGGACAUCCCUUGGACACUCCGGGGUCAGGAGGACUUGGGUCCGCAGGGCAGGGGGCCGACCCACGUGUUAGGGCUUGAGCUGGAGGCUGCGCACGCCGGUCUGAUCGGAGGUCCCGGGCCCGGGCGCCUGCCAGGUUCAGGGUCUUGUGUGUAAAGUGCCCCCCCCGACGGUGUCCACGGCCCCUGGGUAGCUCUCGGGUGUAGGGUGCGCAGCCUCCGCCCACCAGCCCCGUAGCGCCUUCCCCAGUGGUGACAGCCCCACCCCACGUGUCUCCCCGUGUUGCCAAACGUCCCCCAGGGAUAACGUUGUCCCGUGAGAGCCACAGUCUCAGAGCGAGAGGGUCCCCGUGGGGGGACCUGGGGGGGAGACCCCCAGGCAGGAGGGCUUGGCUGUGGGCCCCUCGGCUGCUGGCGCGCUCCUGCCUGGAGGCUCUCGGCUCCUCUGGUCUUCCCGCCCUCAGUCCCGCAGCCCAGGUGCUCCGCCGGGUCUCAGCCGCCUCUCAGGUACUGCCCUGCCCGCCUCGCCCCAGGGUGCCCCGAGGCCCCGUGGAGAGGGCUCGCCCGAUGCUUCCCGCAGUUCCCCUUGUAAAGAUGCUGCCUUUAGUCUUUAAACGCACGAGACGGAAGAGACCCGGGGCCCCUGCCCGUGACCGCGGGGCAAGUUUGUCUCUGCGUUGGGAAGCUGGAGGGUGGCUUCGCUGGCCUAUCGAGGCUGCUUCCAGCCCUUCUGUCUGUGCGCGGCCUUGAGCCAACGGGGCCUCGCCGGCCGGCAGCGCCCCUCUUGCUGGGCAUCGCUGUCCGUGACCUGGACUAGCGUGAUUCCCAGGUUCUGGCCUCAGCCUCCUUCCCAGUCAGGCCGCUCCUCGGCGGUCUCUUGCCGCGUGAUGAGGGUUUCCACACGUGGGCUUACAGGCCAGGGAAUCAUAACUCUCCAUCAGUACACAGUCUCCUAAAUAUCACUGAAGUAAAAAGCAGGAAAGAGAGGCUGCCCUUGGGGUUCUAGCCUGGCUCUCAGAGUUCCGUAACGGAGGCUUACACUGAGCUCGUCACGGCCCAAAUGCCGGAGUGACGAACCGUAGUGACCACGGUCAUCACGUGCCCGCGGAGACUCAGCGUAGCCUCAUCCGCUGACCGCGUCCCUCACGGGGGGACCGCGUCUCUUCAUGCCUGAGGUCAGUGCCACUGACGGGACACACGUGCUUGAGACAGGUCAUCUCAGAUUUAUCCUAGUAAAUGUAACAGAUUACUUUUUAAAUCCUGAAAUUUGUAAUAAAAUUACUUUACCUAUCCUGAUCACCAAAA